AGUCGAAGUUGGAUAUUCUAUCUAGGAAGAAACAUAACCAAAAACUAAAAAAAAAAAAAUAUACAAAAAAAUAAUCUCAUUUUUGCUGGUGAAAAAAAAAACAAAAAAAAUUACAUUUAUUUUAUCUUUCUUCCUUUUCUACCUUUGUUUGGCUUGAACAAUUUAACUGGCAAAAAUGAAUCAUUCAAUUAUUCCCUUCCUUUGUUCCUUCCUCCUCCUCUCCGCCUCCUCGGCCUCCGCCUUUAACGUUACAAAAAUCCUUAGCCAAUAUCCUGAUUACAGCAAUUUCAAUGACCUUUUAUCUAAAACUGGCUUAGCAAGUGAAAUUAACAGUAAAUCAACAAUCACUCUCUUAGCAAUCCCAAAUGGUGCAAUUGGUGAUCUAACCUCGAAAUCAAACGAUGUUGUCAAGAGUAUCUUGACAACACACGUCGUGUUAGAUUACUACGACACAAUGAAGCUCCAAAAAUUGAAGGACAAGACAACUAAAUUGACAACAAUGUUUCAAGAAUCUGGUAAAGCAUCAAAUGAUCAAGGAUUCUUGAAUGUCACUGCUAAAGACAAUACAUUUGUGUUUGGUUCAGCUGUUAAAGACGCUCAACGCGAUUCAAGACUAGAAAAAUCCGUCAUGAAUCAGCCUUAUAACAUCUCAAUUCUUGGAAUUUCUCAACCAAUUGUUACACCUGGUCUUGAUUCAGCACUUGCACCAUCAUCAGCACCACCACCAAAGGCGAAUACGCCUAAGAGUUCGCCACCAAAAGCAGAGUCCCCUGCUCAAGAAGAGGCAGAGGCACCUUCUGACGAACAAGAAUCUAAGGCCCCUUCUCCUUCUAAGAAUGCCGAUUCGCCGUCCGGUGAUUCACCUACAGCUGAUGCUCAAUCACCAUCAUCAUCAUCUGCUGGGAAAUUGAAGGUUUCUUUUGGUUUCUUUGUUGUUUUGACAUCAAUGGUUGCAGCCUCUUAAUAAAGUUAAAAGAGUUGUGGUUAGGUAAUGCUUAUUAUCUCACAAAGUCAAUUUUUUUUAUUGAAAAAAAUUUAAUUUUUUGAGAUAAUAACUAUUAGUUAAGCAAUCAUACAAGAAAUUAAUCCCUAUUAAAGGGGUUUUUGUGUUGGAUUGUAG
Solanum dulcamara is the source of this 1120-nucleotide messenger RNA. Its product is annotated as fasciclin-like arabinogalactan protein 3. The transcript has a single exon. The coding region runs from base 176 to 964 and encodes 262 amino acids. Gene Ontology annotation, cellular component: plasma membrane. The record is from RefSeq and is a predicted model, not a curated record. NCBI's taxonomy places the organism in Eukaryota, Viridiplantae, Streptophyta, Magnoliopsida, Solanales, Solanaceae.